AUGGCUUCCAACGGAUUGCAAAACGGCCAUCCCCCAAUUGAAACCCCAGCCAACCGAGUGGCUAAUGGUGAGACACCCGAGAAUUGGGUCGCUUGCGCGGAUCAUCCUGUCUACGCACGACGUAAGCUCCGGGUGGUCUGUAUUGGAGCCGGUUAUUCGGGCUUGACGUUAGCACACAAGAUUUAUCAUGAGCUAAAAAUCAACGAUGUGAUUGAACUGGUAAUCUACGAAAAGAACUCCAAGGUGGGCGGGACUUGGUUCGAGAACACGUACCCGGGAGUCGCCUGUGACAUUCCUGCUCAUGCCUAUACGUUCCUGUUCGAGCCCAAUCCUAACUGGUCGCACUUUUACGCCUCCGGGUCAGAGAUCCACCAGUACAUCCAGCUCACAGCGAAAAAGUGGAAUCUCGACAGGGAUAUACAAUUUAAUUCACACGUCAGAGAAACAGUCUGGGAUGAUGAGCUAGGAAAAUGGAAAAUUCAAGUUGAUCAGGCUGGAGCGCUCAAACAAGAUGAGGCCGAUAUCCUGGUGAACGCUACCGGGUUUUUGAGCAAGACCAAUUGGCCGGUUAUCGAUGGUCUGUCGGAUUUCAAGGGAAAGUUGGUCCACACGUCCAAAUGGGACCACGACUUUGACUGGGCCAACAAACGCGUCGCGGUGAUUGGGAAUGGCUCAUCCGGUAUUCAGUGUGUAGCGGCCAUGCAGCCUAAGGUCAAGCAACUCGUUAAUUUUGUUCGCAAUCCGACCUGGGUAUCGGUCAACUUUUGCGUCGAGAAAACGCACAAUGGAAGCAAUUUCAAGUACACGGAGGAGCAGAAAAAGGAAUUCGCCGACGAUGCUGAAGCUCACUUUAAGUACAGACGGGAACUGGAGGCCAGCGUGAACGGAUUUUUCUACGGCAUGUACAAGGACCACCCGUUCCAGCUAGGAUUGACAGUGGCUUGCAAGCAGCAGAUGGCGGAGCGUAUGAAAGGCAUUAGCAAUUCUGAGGUAGUAUCUAAAAUGCUUUCCCUUGAAUUCAACCCUGGCUGUCGUCGUCUCACUCCUGGAGAUGGAUAUUUGGAAGCAUUUGCCAACUCAAACGCUGUCUUGGCUUUUGAUCCUAUUGAACGAAUCACAGAACAUGGAAUCAAAACCAAAAAUGGCAAUGAGCAACAGUUUGACAUGAUUGUCUGUGCCACCGGAUUUGAUACAACGUUCAUUCCCUCUUGGAAAUUGGUCGGUCGAAAUGGUGCGGUCCUGGAUGAGCGCUGGAAAACAAACCCAGAAGCUUUCUUUACUGUCCAGGUAGACACUAUGCCCAACUACUUCAUCUUCAACGGACCCAACUGUCCAAUUUCCCAUGGCUCAGUGUUGACAGAGAUAUCGUGGACGUGCGACUACAUCUUGAAAUGGACCAAGAAGAUUGCUACCGAGGAUAUCAAAUCAAUCGAUGUCAAGCGCGAGGCUGUGGAUGACUACAAUGUCUAUGCUCAGGAGUUCCUAAAGCGCAUGGUGUGGUCUGACGGUUGCCGAAGCUGGUAUAAGAACGGCAAGCGAUCUGGGCAUGUCACUGGCGUGUAUCCGGGCUCCAUCUUACACUACAAAGAUUGCCUCGAAAAUAUUGGUGGUGAGCAUUUCAACAUCGAGUAUCGUUCCAAGAACCGAUUCCGUUUCCUUGGGAAUGGAGAAAGUGUCCAUGAUAAGCACGGGGCGGGCGACUUGGCAUAUUACAUGGACGAUCUAAAGGCUUCUGCUCCCCGGAAAGUUGACAUGGAUGCCGGUGUUGAGGACUAUCUCUGA
Molecule: messenger RNA, 1782 nt
Organism: Penicillium riverlandense
Lineage: Eukaryota; Fungi; Ascomycota; Eurotiomycetes; Eurotiales; Aspergillaceae
Product: flavin-containing monooxygenase
Exons: 7
Coding region: 1-1782 (593 amino acids)
Molecular function (GO): flavin adenine dinucleotide binding; N,N-dimethylaniline monooxygenase activity; NADP binding
Source: RefSeq, a predicted model, not a curated record